AUGAACACCAGUUCAACCCAAGAAACGCCUUCUCCCACGAAGCUGAUCACGACCUGCGAGGAAGUUGGCCUCUUCCAGGAUCUCCCAACUUCCAAUCCCUUCGAUGAAGUGUUCCGCAGAGCCGCCGAAGGGAAAUAUCAACCCACUUUGGUCAUCAGCUCCUCCCCCUUAAACACACCUCAGGUUCUACCUCAGCAAUUAGAAAUCCCACAAAUUUCUUCAGGAUCUAACAGUCCUCAGGGAGAUGACACAAUAUCCAACUUGCCUGUCAUAAAACCAAAGGGAGAAGAACUGACACCUGCUGCAGAUAACACUCGAGAUGAACCCAGCAUCAACAGACUUGUGGCCUGUCAGCAUCCAAUCUCUACUGAGUCAAGCAUAUUGCUGGUGUUUCAUGGUGCUGUAUUUCUCCGUUACCUCAUCUGUUAUGGUAUUUUGAUUUAUUUUCCAUCAGCUCAGCUCACAUCUAAUUUACAUAUUCUCACCAAAGGUGAUGCCACAUAA
Darwinula stevensoni is the source of this 504-nucleotide messenger RNA. NCBI's taxonomy places the organism in Eukaryota, Metazoa, Arthropoda, Ostracoda, Podocopida, Darwinulidae. The record is from the annotation of a GenBank genome assembly.